Molecule: messenger RNA, 1095 nt
Organism: Lathyrus oleraceus (garden pea)
Lineage: Eukaryota; Viridiplantae; Streptophyta; Magnoliopsida; Fabales; Fabaceae
Product: SART-1 family protein DOT2
Exons: 3
Coding region: 40-1026 (328 amino acids)
Biological process (GO): mRNA cis splicing, via spliceosome; maturation of 5S rRNA
Cellular component (GO): U4/U6 x U5 tri-snRNP complex
Source: RefSeq, a predicted model, not a curated record
GAAAGUUAACUCAAACAUAUAUUCCAUUUGGCAGCUGAAAUGAGAAAUAAUGCUUAUGCGUGUAAAUUACUUGGUCGAGAACAAUCUCUGAACAAUAAAACAUGGGAAGAUGAAACCCUAGCUUUUGCAGAUGAUGACGAGGAUCACCGUAAAUCCUUAGAGAAAGCAAGGCGACUAGCUCUCAAGAAACAGGAGGAGAAAGGAGCAUCUGGCCCUCAAGCUAUUGCUUUACUUGCCGCCUCAAAUCCUAGUAAUGAGACUGUCGAUGAUCAAGAUUCUACCGCUGGAGAAUCAAGAGAAAAUAAGGUGGUCUUUACCGAGAUGGAAGAAUUUGUCUGGGGCCUUCACAUUGAUCAAGAAGCACGUAAAUCAGAAGGUGAAGAUGUUUUCAUGCAUGGUGAUGAAGAGGCAAAGAAAGAUGAGGCUGGUGGGUGGAGUGAAGUCAAAGAAACUGAAAAAGACAAGGAAGUGAUAGUUCCUGAUCAAAGUAUGCAUGAAGUUGCUGUAGGGAGAGGACUGUCAGGUGCAUUGAAACUGCUUCAAGAUCGAGGAACACUUAAAGAAAGCAUUGAAUGGGGUGGCAGAAACAUGGAUAAGAAGAAAAGCAAAUUGGUUGGGAUUCUAGAGGAUGAAGGAAAGGAAGUACAGAAUAAAAAAGAGAUUCGCAUUGAGAGGAGAGACGAGUUUGGGAGAAUUUUGACUCCUAAGGAAGCCUUUCGAAAAUUUUCUCAUACGUUCCAUGGCAAGGAACCUGGCAAAAUGAAGCAGGAAAAGCUCAAGCGAAUGAAGAGUUCAGAUACACCAUCGUUGUCUGUGGAGAGAAUGAGGGAAGCUCAAGCUCGUAUGAAGACACCCUAUCUUGUUCUCAGCGGUCAUGUUAAACCAGGGUUGAACACUUUCCGGGAAUCAAGAGGAAAGCUGAACAAUCAAACUUCGAUACCUCAAAAAAGGCGAAAUCUUGAUCCUCAGUCUUGUAACAAAAAGCAUUUCAAGCUAAAAUCUGUACAAGGUUGCGAAUUGAAUUGAAAAUUUAAUGACAUGAGGUUGAGGAAUCCAUAGAACUCACAUUGUACAUUGAGAAAAGAGGGUGAAGAA